UUCAACCCCUUUCUCUUUCUUCAUCUUCUUUAGUAUACGAGAGAGAGAGAGAGCAAAUGGAAUCUGAGGGAGUGUGGUUACCAUUUCACGAGCAUCCUAUGAUGCCUUGGAAUGAUCUGAGGAGAGGUGAUUGUUGUGGGAGAUAUGAAUCACAGAGUGACGGCUACUUUUGUAAACUCUGUGUCUUUUUCGUCCACAAGAAAUGUGGCAACGACGAGAUCUCUGAAUUCAUCGACCACCCAUCUCACCCCGGGCACACUCUCGAGCUUCAACAUGAAUCAAGUAACAGAUGUGACUUUUGUCGUUGGAAAAUCUCAAAGCUAUUCUACCGUUGUGACAUGUGUGACUUCGACUUGGAUCUACACUGUGCCAAGCAACAACCACCAAAUGUUAUUGACAAUUUUGAGACCCAUCCCCACAAGCUCAUACUUCUCAAGAAAGGGACUAAGUUCGACUGUUCUGCUAAAUGCGGGAAGGCUAGUGGUGGACUUCCUUACAAAUGUGAUGAAUGCGAUGUAUCCUUCCACGUGGAUUGUGUAUGGAACCCAGCAAUAAAGCUAAAUUACUCACCAGAGGUAAACCACCCUUACCACUCCUUGCAUCCUCUUAAGCUCCUCACAGGUCCACCACCGCACUAUUCUGAUGGUAAAUGUCGUCUUUGCGGAACAGAGAUUGGUGAAUAUUUUUAUCAUUGUUCUUCUUGUAACUUCACUGUGGAUUUCCAUUGUGUUCUUAUUCCACCACAAAAAUCUCUUGUUGAUCCGAAAGUGCAUGAUCACCAACUCACCCUUCUUCCAAGACUCGAUUCUUUUACAUGUAAUGCUUGCGGUCUAAAGGGAGAUCGAAGCCCUUACGCAUGUUUUGAUUGUGGUUUCAUGAUCCAUCAAGAUUGUCUUGGCCUUCCACGUGUCAUUAACAUCAACCGGCAUGAUCACCGUGUUUCUCGUACUUCGGUUCUUGGUGACGCUGCUAUGAAUUCUGUGUGUGGAGUUUGUCGCAAGAAAGUGGAUUGGACUUGUGGUGGGUUUUCUUGCAAGAGGUGUCCUGGCUAUGUCGUUCAUUCUAAAUGUGCUACCAGAAAAGAUGUGUGGAAUGGGGAAGAACUAGAAGGAGUACCUGAAGAAGAAGAAGAUAUAGAACCAUAUGUGGUGAUAGACGACAACACAAUACAACAUUUCAGCCACAAAGAGCAUUACCUCAGAUUCAAUGAGAAUGGUGUUUUGUAUGAGGAUACCAAACGAUGCAGCGCAUGCACCCAUCCCAUCGGUCUUCAAUCUUUUUAUAGCUGUGUGAAUUGUGAUUUUUCUCUACAUCAGAAUUGUGCUGAAUGUCCUAAAAGGAGACGACAUGUACUACACAAUGAACGGCUCACUUUAGUUACAAACAAGGAGCUACAAGUCUUCAGUUGUGAUGCUUGCUAUCGAAGGUCCAAUGGUUUCAUGUACAAGGAUGAAGAUAAGGAUUUUGAUGUCUUGUGCGGUUCAAUUUCUGAGCCAUUUUUCCAUCCAAGUCAUCCCCAACAUCCCUUAUAUUACAUUCCAACAGAAGAAGUAGAAAUAUGCAAUGGUUGCAACAGAAGGGAAUCACAUGUCCUCAGGUGCAUUGAAGGUGAUUGUGGAUUUGCAUUGGGAUUCAAAUGCGCCACUCUACCACAAGUGGUGAAGAAUAGAGUAGACGAUCAUCCUCUCUCACUGUGCUAUGGCGAAGAAGAGGAGGCAAGUGGUAAAUAUUGGUGUGACAUCUGCGAGAAAGAAACCGAUUCAAAGGAAUGGUUCUACACUUGUAAAGAUCAGCGGGCUAGUUUGCAUACAAGUUGUGUGCUCGGAGACUCGACAGGGCUCAUGCCAAGAAGUUUAGCAAAGAUUUGGGGCAAAUCGUGUCAGGUGGGGCUCAAUGAUAGUGUAACUCGUCCGUUUUGCAAGGGGCGGUGUAAGGAUCGUUGCAAGUACCCUAUCUACUUCAAGUUGCUUGGAAGAACCUCAGAGACAUACCUUUGCUCCGUUUCUUGCACAUAUUGGUUUCGUUGAUGAGGAAAGAUGUUUUAUUCGUUCAAGUUUCUUAUAUUCUUCCUUGGACAAGUUCACUUCCAUUAUGAAUUUGAUGAUCUCUAUCGAACUUAUUUUUAUUUUAUUUUAAAAAGGUGAGCUGUUUUCUUAUAAAUUUAUAGGUAACAGAUUCUUGAGGAUUUAAAGAACAAUCGCUGUGAAUCAUAGUGUAACCGAGUGUUGUUAUCACCAUUCUUUGUGUUAUCUCUGCCUAUUCAAACAUGGAAGAAAGAUGUAUCUCUCUUCUCUUGGGUAGAAAAUGAUUGCUUAUCAAAGCAUUUUUCAGUAAACUAUUAUAGAAGGAAAUCGUGAAAUCAAAGCAUAACACAAUGUCUCAACUCUCAACACUCUUGAACUUUCAUGUAGGUCACAGGGGAAGCAGAAUAUACUGAUGCCCCAGUGCCUCCAAAUCUUCACGUGGUUUUGCUGGUAUGUUUCUUGCCAAAUACGGUCCAGCAGAUAAUAAGACUGGACCUGUGGUAGCUGAUGAAGAAUUAUUUGCUACAGAUGUGGUCACAUGUGUGGGACAAGUCAUUGGUGUGGUUGUUGCGGAUACACAUGAAAAUGCUAUAUUACCAGCAAUAUUAUCAAUCAAGGAGGCUAUUGCUGCUAAAAGUUUCCACCCAAACACAGAGAAAAUGCUAAGGAAAGGAGAUGUAGAGCUAUGCUUUCAGUCAGGUCAGUGAGAUAGGAUAAUAAAUGGAGAGGUUCAAAUGGGCAGCCAGGAACACUUUUACAUGGAGCCCAUGGUAGUUUGGUCUGGACAAGUGAUGGUGGCAACGAAGGUUGGGUUUACUAAUGGUGGGAAAGUAUUGGCGUAUGACCUUGAAGUCUACAACAAUGGUGGAAACUCUUUGGAUCUUUCCCAAGCUGUUCUUGAGAUUGCCAUGUUUAACUCUGAUAAUGUCUAUGAGAUCCCACAUGUGAGGAUCAGAGGGAACGUUUGCUUUACUAACUAUCCUAGCAACACUGCUUUCCGAGGCUUUGGAGGUCCGCAAGGCAUGCUUAUAACCGAAAACUGGAUCCAGAGAAUCGCAGCUGAACUGGAUAGAAGCCCUGAAGAAAUCAAAG
Molecule: messenger RNA, 3116 nt
Organism: Brassica rapa (field mustard)
Lineage: Eukaryota; Viridiplantae; Streptophyta; Magnoliopsida; Brassicales; Brassicaceae
Source: RefSeq, a predicted model, not a curated record